Messenger RNA from Aspergillus sclerotioniger CBS 115572, 789 nucleotides. RefSeq lists its product as uncharacterized. Bases 91 to 765 code for a protein of 224 amino acids. NCBI's taxonomy places the organism in Eukaryota, Fungi, Ascomycota, Eurotiomycetes, Eurotiales, Aspergillaceae. The record is from RefSeq and is a predicted model, not a curated record. The transcript has a single exon.
GCAAACCUUACCCUGACUAUAUGAUCCUCGCUCCUCCCUACUGAUCUCGAAGCCACUGCCCUGACGCGUCGACCUACCACCAUCACCACAAUGUUCUCCUUCCUACGCUCACCACUCCCACCUCGGGUAAACCGAGCAUCCCAGAACCCCAUAAUCUACGAGGAUGGUCGUUCAUCCGUGGCCUUCUACCCUCCAGACACCGACGACAACUACGUCUUCCGCACGACUCUCCCACCCCGCACCAGCAACAGCUCAACCUCCAUCCUAGAGCCGCCGUUGCACUACCACACCUACCAAACCGAGACCUUUCGCAUCGUCAAAGGCAGCAUCUAUCUAUACCGCGGCCUGGACCCGAAACCCUGGAAACAGCUCACCGCCAAUAACACCACCACCACCACAGAAGCAGAACUCACAGCCACCAUCCAGCCCAAAACCUACCACCGACUCCAGAACGCCUCGGCGACAGAGGAACUGAUCUUCGACGUACGACUAGCACCCGUGAACCACGCAAUCGAGGAGCGCUUCUUCCGCAACUUCUUCGGCUAUCUUGAUGAUUGUCGCGCGGCGCAGCAGACGACGAGUAUCUUCCAGCUCAUGGUGUUUUUGUAUCAUGCGGAUAUCCCGCUCGCGCUGCCGUUGCCGUGGCAUGGGGUCGGGGUGGUGGUUAGUCGGGUGUGUACGAUGGUAGGGGCGAUGUGGGGGGUGUGGGUGUUAGGGUAUCGGGUUUCGUAUGAGGAGUAUUAUGAGGGGAGGAAGGGGAUUUGAGGUGUUAUAAAUCAUACUUGACCU